AACCCGAACAGCUGGAGCCAGGGCUAACCCAUGAUCUGCAGGUGGAAGAGGGCAAUUCAGCCGGUUAGAAGAGGCAAAACACAAAAUGGCGGUUGCGAGAGACAACGACUCAUCCCAUCAGCUUCAUCAAAGCUUGUGUUUUGACGGCCUUUUUUCAUCUCAUUGUUCUGUCUAUUAGUUCAUCACCUAGUUACCGCUAUGGCCUGACCACUCCCCUCCCUCCCCCCAAUACAACCAUGAGUGAGUGAGGCAUUGCACAAUGCAAUGCACAUAUCCCAAUCGCAGGCAGCUGGUCAGCCUUACGCUGGCCAUCGUCCUCCUCCUGCUGCUGGCCUUCUACUAUCGCAGCCAGGGUCCUUUUUCCUUCCACGCGCCAAAUACAUCCUAUCCGGCUUCGUCUGUACAGAGUCCGAAACUUACCUCUUCACCACCUCGCCCUCCUCCGCCUCCUCCUCCUCCUCCUCCAGCGUCCAGCUCCGACCCCAAACGGCUUCAAGAUGAACCGUCCACGCCUCACAACCUCACCCGUACCCUCGUAAUCGCCUCCCUGCUCGAAGAAGACACGACUUGGGCCUCCAGCCUCUCCUCCGCAGACCCCACCCUCACAACCGCAAUCUAUGUCGUCGACAAUCCCACCACCCUAAACAACACCACCCCCACCAUAUUCCCCUACCUCACCGUCCCCGCCAACAAGGGCCACGAAGCCAUGGUCUACCUAACCUACAUAAUAGACACCUACCACGCCCUCCCAGACAUCUCAAUCUUCAUGCACGCCCACGCCAUCACAUGGCACAACAACGACUUUCUCUCCUCCUCCUCUUCCGCACAAGCCGUCCAACGCCUCCGCAGCGCCAAGGUCCUGCGCGACGGCUACAUGAACCUGCGCUGCCACCACAACCCGGGCUGCCCGGACCACAUCCACCCCACCAUCCCAACCGACCAAGGCACCACCAAAACGACGACGGCGGGUCAAAGCGCCAGCGCCAGCGACACGGGCGAAACCCAAAGCCAAGACGACAUCCUAAACAUCCCCGAAUCCGCCGUGAUGGGCCAAGCGUGGACCGAACUGUUCCCCACAACGCCCAUCCCCCGCGUCCUCUCGCAGCCCUGCUGCGGCCAGUUUGCCGUGAGCGCCGACCGGAUCCGCUCCGUGCCGCGCGAGCGCUAUGUGGAGUUUCGGAAUUGGUUGUUGGCGACGGCGCUGGAUGACCGGCUGAGCGGGCGGGUGUGGGAGUAUCUGUGGCAGUAUGUGUUUGGGCGGGUGGAGGAGUAUUGUCCGGAUGAGUAUACUUGUUAUUGUGAGGGGUACGGGGUGUGUUUCGGCGGGGAUAAGGGGGAGUAUUUGAGGUAUUUUGAGUUGAGGAAAAACAGUACGGAGAUUAGGGAGGAGAUUGAGAGAUUGAAGGAGGGAGGUGAUAAGGAUAAGGAUAACGGGAGGGUGAAGGAGCGGGAGCGGGAGUUGGAGGUGAUUCUGACGCAGAUGGAGGAGAUCAAAGCGAAGUCGGGGGGCUCGUGAUGGGAUAACGUUACUUUCCUUGUUUUUCUUCUUUCUGCCUUUCAUUUAUUCAUUGCAAAGGGAGUUAUUGACAUCUUGUUUUCUCUCCUUCAAGGGCUACAUCAGAUGUCUUGGGCUGUUGACAGACAUGGAAAGGCGGAUACUUUUCGGAAAUAUAUAUAUGGAUACCCCUGCAGGAGCGAGUCCGUUAGUAAUUACAACCGUCACACAAUAAUCUCCAUCUUGCAA
Blastomyces gilchristii SLH14081 is the source of this 1744-nucleotide messenger RNA. RefSeq lists its product as uncharacterized. The transcript has a single exon. The record is from RefSeq and is a predicted model, not a curated record. Bases 260 to 1516 code for a protein of 418 amino acids. NCBI's taxonomy places the organism in Eukaryota, Fungi, Ascomycota, Eurotiomycetes, Onygenales, Ajellomycetaceae.